Messenger RNA from Eublepharis macularius, 1510 nucleotides. RefSeq names its product polyisoprenoid diphosphate/phosphate phosphohydrolase PLPP6-like. The record is from RefSeq and is a predicted model, not a curated record. Bases 550 to 1350 code for a protein of 266 amino acids. The transcript has 3 exons. Lineage: Eukaryota; Metazoa; Chordata; Lepidosauria; Squamata; Eublepharidae. Gene Ontology annotation, molecular function: sphingosine-1-phosphate phosphatase activity.
UCUAAGACAGAAUGUGACGGGUCCAAAGGCCCCUUUGGAGCCACAUGGGUGAGGCAGAAGAGAGCCCCGUGGUAGCAAAAUGUGCUUAGCCGGCUUUGGUCUUGAGUCUGCAUUCACUGAUGCAUAAAUAGACUUGCAUGACCUAAAUCCCUGGUGUUAUCUUUUUAAGCAUAGUCCUGCUGAAACUUACAGACAGCAACUCCCGGGUUUCAUGUGGGGAAAACUGAAACGCCAAAGAAACACUUGCCACAACAGGCCCCGGACCCUCCCAAGACUGAACGUACCUUCCUCCUUCUAAAGUACAGGCUUCAGGCAAAGAUUGCAUGAGGUCUGAACAAACUCAUCUGGAGACCAAAAGAUUGGUUUUACAAGAAGAACGAGAGGACAACAGACAUUUAACAACAUCCAGCCCUAGAGCGUAAUGCCGACUACAGCCUCCAAGCUGGAAAACGUCCAGGCUAGAGCACAGCAGGAUUGGAUCCUAGUGGCACCUUAGAGGGCAGAGCACAGAAUCAGGAAAUCAACAGAAAAGGCACGGACAGCACUGCUAUGCCUGGUCCAAGGAACAACCUAAAGACUCACUAUGAGAAACCGAACACUGGCACCAGGGUAGAGGCAAUGAUGCGUGAGAGGAACUUGGUGCUCUCAGAAAGCCAGUCUCAUUCCAAGCACUCUGCUCCUGCCACUGCCCCCUUACAGGAUUUAACCAAAGAGGACGCUCUGAACCCAUCUUUUGUGGCUACUGUCCUGCGAUCCUUGCUGGCUGUUGAUCUUUGGGCCUCCAAACAGUUGGGGGUGUACGCUAGAGAGGAUUCUGCUUGGGCUAGCGCACGGCUGCUCAUGAAGGCCAUAGAGAUCUUGGGAGAUGGUUACCCCUGGCUAGCGGGCACAUUGUGCGGCCUCUACAUAACCGACAGCCCAACUGGGAGAGAGGUGCUGAUCAACUUGCUCUUCGCUCUGGUACUCGAUCUGAUUUUGGUGGGAGUGCUGAAAGGGCUGGUGAAAAGAAGGCGCCCAACCUACAAUGAGACGGAUAUGUUCAUCACCAUCUCCGUAGACAAAUAUUCCUUCCCGUCAGGCCACUCUACCAGAGCAGCCAUGGUCAGCAGAUUCGUUCUUGAAAAUCUUACACUGGCUGUCCCUCUGCAAGUCCUGGUGGUACUUUGGGCCCUUGUUGUGGGGAUUUCCCGCGUCAUGCUGGGCAGACACAAUGUGACUGAUGUGCUCUUCGGACUGGUCAUGGGCUACAUGCAGUACAGCGUGGUGGAGUACUUCUGGUUGUCCCCUGCCACGGUUCCUGCUCUCUUUACAGCACGGAGCGAGUCCAAAUGCUUAGCACACAACUUAUAAAACUUCAUCAAGCUUUACCGGGCAAGCAAGACUUACGGACGGAACCAGCACAAUUCAUUCCGAGUGGCGCUAUGACCCAGAAGAGUAAGUGGGUGUUACCUUGUUCACUGAAUGGACACAAACUUGCCCGUGCAACUGUACAAACCAUCCAGUUGUAAAA